Molecule: messenger RNA, 999 nt
Organism: Micromonas commoda
Lineage: Eukaryota; Viridiplantae; Chlorophyta; Mamiellophyceae; Mamiellales; Mamiellaceae
Exons: 1
Coding region: 1-999 (332 amino acids)
Source: RefSeq, a predicted model, not a curated record
AUGUCGGACGGCAAAUCCGAGCCUCUGGCGGACGUCAGCAACGCUUCGGCACCCCCCGCGGCCGCGGCCGCACCCGCCAAGGCCCUCGAGGUUCCCCCGGCUCCCGCGUCGGAUCGAUCGAGGCCCACCGACGGGUCCCCGCCCGCGAGCAAGCGCGCCAAGAAGGCCGCCGCCAACGUCGAGGACGCUCCAAAGCCCCUCAGCGUGCCCUUGCCGGAGUCCCUCGGAGAUUGGAAGGAGUACGCGGAGAGCGAGCUGAGGCAGCUUCACGGGUUUCGUCGCCAGAACCUGCUCGACUGGUUCCACGUCAAGGGCGCCAUCAACUGCUGCGUGGUGUCGUGCCCGGUGGCCAAGUUACGCGCGGAGAUUCGCGCGCUGAGGGACAACGGCGUGUACGGUAGCAGCAUGGUGCCGUACUUACAGAUCCUGCGGACGAUAUUCGACACCGCGGAGGACUACGUGGACGAGGUCGAGACCGAGCCCGUGGAGCUCUUCUCGGAAUCCGAAGACGAGAGCGACGAAGAGAGCGACGACGACGAGAGCGACGACGAAGAGAGCGACGCCGACGACGAGAGCGACGACGAGAGCGACGCCGACGACGAUACCGAUGACGACCGCGCAGCAAGCGACGAGGACGAGGAGGGCGAGGGAGCGGGGAAGGUCGAGGCGGUCGGAGCGCCGUCGGCGUCGGCGAGACGGACGCAGCCGUCAUUGCCAUCAUCGGCCAAACCCAGGAAGGGGCACAGCGGCGGCGGACCCAAGGGCACACCUGGCGAGCCGUCCGCGUACCAGGUGGAGAUGCGCAAGCGGUACAACCAGUUCGCCAGGUUUCUCGGAUCCUACUUCGCGUCCGAGCGCGUCGAGCAGGCGUCGGUGAGCGCGCUCCUGAGGCACGACGGCGCGUCGGAAUUCAAGGACGAGGAGGUGGUCGCGUUCCUCGACAUGAUGACACGGGAGAACAAGGUGAUGCUGUCGGACGGGACGGUCUGGAUCAUAUAG